Molecule: messenger RNA, 2153 nt
Organism: Paramisgurnus dabryanus
Lineage: Eukaryota; Metazoa; Chordata; Actinopteri; Cypriniformes; Cobitidae
Gene: kif25
Product: kinesin family member 25
Biological process (GO): microtubule-based movement
Cellular component (GO): microtubule cytoskeleton
Molecular function (GO): microtubule motor activity; microtubule binding; ATP binding
Source: RefSeq, a predicted model, not a curated record
AGAACCGGAGCUCGGCCAAUAGGUAAAUUAGUGUGCGCUCAGGAAGGUAAUCGGAUUACAGUUGUCCAAUGAAAAACCACAUGAGCAUCAACUGUCCAUCACUACAGUAUAAAUGCUUUCAUUCAUUUUGUGUUCAAAAUGCCGCACUUUAUCAAUCGAGACCAGAUAUUUGCGCAUCAAGUCCAUCUGUUAGAGCAUAAACUACGGAGUAAGGAGGAGCGCAUUUUGGAGUUGAAAACCGAAAAUGCUCUUCUUCAUCUGAGACUUACUGAGUGUUUGGGCAGACUUCGUCAUGAAAGGAACAAGGACAUCCAUGUCCAGAGACAGAAGCAGCAGUGGAAAGUGCAAAAGUCUACACACGUCGCUCUUUCCAAACUUCUGUCUGAAGUUCAGGUGCUAAAAGAAGACUUGAAGGAUGUUUUAACAAUCUACAUGGGGUUUGCCAAAGAACUGGAGGAUCAAAGCAGACAGCUGUUGGAAUUUGUGGGCACUGCUAAAAAUGGUAUUCAGAAUUUCCAAAGUGAAAUUAAAAACCUGCAGGCUCGGGUAGCUGCACUUGAGCACUCUUUACAGCAGGAGCAGCAGAGGUGUGGAGAAGAGAGAGCGAGGAGAAGACUGCUUCACAACACCUUAGUUGAGUUGAGGGGUAAUAUAAGAGUUCACUGCAGGAUCCGCCCAAUUCUACCUUUUGAUCACAGCCCAGGAUCUCCUACAAACAAUGGAGCCUCCUCAUCUGAAGCAGUGGUCCAGGCCAUCAAUGAUGAUUCUGUUCUUGUGAACUGCACCAAAACCCCAAGUCCAGUAAUGAACAAAAUCUUUGAGUUUGAAAGAGUUCAUGGUCCAGAGGAUGACCAGGAGACGGUGUUUGAAGAAGUGAAACCCCUUGUAACAUCUCUGCUUGAUGGGUUUAAUGUAUGCAUCAUGGCAUACGGACAGACAGGCAGUGGGAAGACGCAUACGAUGAUCGGCUCUCAGUCUGAGGGUCUCACAGCAGCAGUGAAGGACUCUCAAAAGGGCAUCGUUCCAAAAGCAGCCAAAGAACUCUUCAAGCUGAUCUCCGAGAAGCCUUCAGACAUUCAUACAGUGGAGAUGUCUGUGGUGGAGGUCUAUAAUAAUGAGGUUCUGGAUCUGCUGGCCAGAGAUGAAGAUGGAGCUGCAGUUGGAGUAAAGAGAGAGGUUAUCACCACCAGCACAGGCACAAGUGAAGUGCCCUGUUUAACAUACGAGCAGGUACGGAGUUCAGCAGAGGUGAUGCAGCUGAUCAACUCUGUGUUAAAACUAAGAGCUCACAGUCCCACCCUGGUGCACAGAGACUCUUCCAGAUCUCAUUUCAUCGUCACUCUCACCGUCACCUCCAAAAGCCCAGAUGCACUGACACUGGCGCGCAGAUUACAGAGUGCAAGGCAGGACGUCCGAAGGCUGUCUCAGAAGGAAUGGUGGAGCCCGCGCUGCCGCAGGGCCGCCUCCUCUUCUACAUCAAGCCCCGCCUCCUCGCCCUGCCACUCCCCUUGUCAGUCUCCAUGCCCAUCUCCCCGGCCCAGCAUCACACAGACUCCCCUCAAGACCAAGCUUCAGUUGGUAGACCUGGCCGGGAGUGAGUGCGUGGGGAUGUCAGGUGUGAGUGGUGCAGCUCUAUGGGAGAGCUCCUGUAUAAAUCGCAGUCUGUCGGCUUUGUCUGAUGUUCUGGGAGCUUUGGCCGAACAGCGACCCCACGUGCCCUAUCGCAACAGCAAAUUAACACAUCUGCUGCAGGACGCCAUAGGAGGGGAUGCCAAACUCCUGAUAAUGUUGUGUGUAUCCCCCGCUCAACGCUUUCUCACAGAGUCCCUUCAGUGUCUGGGGUUUGGUGCCAGAGCCAGACAGGUCCAGAGAGAACCACCACGCAGAAAGAACACCGCUCUGAAGAUAAAGUAACUUGGAGAAGUGACCAACAGUGAGAUGUAUUUGAUGCAAAAGGCCAUGAAGGAGAAUGUUUAUGCAUUUUGAUCAUAAACUUGUGUUAUUAGGGUGCUUGAGUCAUAUUGAAGUUAUUUGUAAAAUAGUGAAAUAUAUGCACAUACUGUAUGUGGUUCUUUACCUAAAACUGAUAGAUGAGACUUGUUACAUGCUAUAAACAACAAUAGUUGAUUUCGUAGUGGCUUAAAUGUAUGCUU